Molecule: messenger RNA, 591 nt
Organism: Carya illinoinensis
Lineage: Eukaryota; Viridiplantae; Streptophyta; Magnoliopsida; Fagales; Juglandaceae
Exons: 2
Coding region: 1-591 (196 amino acids)
Biological process (GO): defense response to other organism
Source: RefSeq, a predicted model, not a curated record
AUGGGUGACCUGGCUAUCCGCUGCAUCCCGGUUACCCUCCAAACGUUAACAAUGCUGCCUACCCUUAACUACAACCACCACCAGCAGACAAUCCCAGUUUUCUAUGUUGACAAGUUCUCAGUUAACAGUUUCAAAGUCUCCAAUGAUGUCGCUGUGACGGGCAUUUGGGAAGCCGACAUUACUGUUCAAAAUCCCAACCACAAACUGAAAAUUUUCUUUGAUCGGAUUGACAAUUACAUGUUUUACGAGGAUGAAGUAUUAACGUCAUCCUCGCUUGGGGGGCAUUUGUAUCUGGAUACAAAGGCACAAGACUCGUUUCAUGUGAGGCUAUCCAGGAAUACCACGCUUGAUGAAAACAUGCUGCCUAAGUCGACAGUGAACGCCAUGGAGCAGGAGUACGGGGACAACGGCUGGGUGAACUUUAGUUUUAGGAUGCUGGCUUGGACAACCCUCGAAUAUGGAUCAUGGUGGAGUCGUCUGAAAACGAUGGAAGUUCUUUGUGAUAAUCUGAAAGUUGGUUUUGUGGGUGCCACGGGCAAUAUUGGAAAAUCUCGUGCAGACCAGCCUUUGGGGUGCGCAGUUUAUGUGUGA